AUCCCCAUCCCUCUUCCUCUCAACAAUAUUCGGCGCGGGAGCCUCAGAUCCCACAGACCUCUAUCCAGCUGCAGCUUGCCCACUUACCAGUCCCUCCUUUUGGUCUCUGUCUCUGUUUCACCUCCAAGCCGCCAUGUCGGACUACGACAAGGAGGAUGCGGGUCUAACCUCAUCCCGUUUAAGGUCUACGAAGAGGAAAUGGAUCUGGAUCGGCGUCCCCGUCGCCAUAGUCGUCAUUCUCGCCGCCGUCCUCGGUGGUGUCCUCGGCAGCCGUGCUCACAAGAACUCGAGCAAGUCGAGCAGCGGGAGCGCCGCUCAAGCAUCCCCCAGCGGCGAGGCCGCCGCCAGCCAAGCUGCCAGCAUCAAGGAGCACAUUGGCUUGUACCCGACCGGCACCGACAGCCAGUACCUGCUCCCCAUAUAUCCCUCUACGACAAACACCGCCGCAUUUACCACACCCACAUUCGUUCCUUCGAACAACGCCGCCUUAGCGUGGCCCAAAGAUCCCUUCCAGCCAUCUAACCCUCAGCCGACCUCCGUCCGCACUGACCGCCCGCGUAUCCUCGCGCCAUCCUACAAGUGGGAGGCGCUGCCUAACCUGAUCAAGAACGACCCGUACCUCAAGUUCUGGAACGACACCAUCUUCGGCAAUGCGACAGCUUACUUCAGUCUGCCCCCCGUCGUCUACCACUUGGACGGUGGCAGUGGCAUCCUCGACAACGCGCGCGAGAUCAAAAUGCGAAUCAAGGCGUUCGCGUACGUCUACCGCAUGACGAACGACACCAAGUGGCUGGACAGAACGUUCACGGAGCUCCAGAACGCUGCUGGAAACGGAACGACCCCGUUCGGCCCCGACGGCCAAGACAAAUGGAACCCCACCCACUUCCUUGACACCGCCGAGUUCACCGCUGCGUUCGCCAUCGCGUACGAUUGGCUGUACGAUGCCUGGUCGUCUGACCAGAGGAGCGCCAUCCUCAGCUCGAUGAUGUUCUAUGGUCUCGAGCCGGGUCUGAACGCCUACUCUAACACAUCGACUGGCUGGUGGGCUAACAACAUCGAGGGCAACUGGAACUGUGUCAGCAAUAGCGGUCUCACGAUGGGUGCGCUCGCCGUCCUCGGGGAUGAUACCUCCGGCACCGCGGAGGCCAUCCUCGGAAAGUCUAUCCCCAACGCGCUCACGAACUGCAUCUUCGCGGUUUCGUCCGACGGUACUUGGUCAGAGACGGCGAACUACUGGUAUUUCGGUACCACCGGGCUCGCAGAGAUGACGUCCUCCCUGAUGACCGCGACGGGCUCCGACUUCGGGUUGCUCAAGAACAACCCGAAUUUGAACAAGACCGGUCUGUACCACAUGUACGUGACUGGCCCGGGCUCGCUCUUCGCGUACGGCGACCACGGCCCGAACAAGUUCUCGACGACCGCGAACUCGAUCCUCUUCUACGGUGACCAGCUACAGCACCCCGAGUACGUGCUCUUCCAGCGCGAUCAGCACGACGCCCCGGAGCCGAACUCGAUGUUCUGGUACAACCCAGAGGUGUCUGGCGCAUUCUGGGACGGGCUACCGCUCGACCACGUGUUUGACAACAGCACGGACCAGUGGGCGUCGAUGCGUUCGUCGUGGACGGACGAGAACGCGCUGUACGUCGCGAUGAAGGCCGGCACGCUCACGGGCCACCAGACGCACAACGACCUCGACGCGGGCGACUUCGUGAUCGACGCGCUCGGCACGCGGUGGGCGGGCGAGCUCGGCUCCGGGGACUACCUAUCCGAGGGCUACUUCUCGAGCGAUGCGCAGGACAGCCAGCGGUGGCUGUACUACCGCAAGCGGACGGAGGGGCAGAACACCAUCCUCGUGAACCAGGACAACCAACUCGUCACGGCCGCGCCGACGGUCAAAUUUGACUCGUCGGGUACUCAGCAGGGCUCGAGCACUGUCCUUGAUGUCUCGAGCGACUCGACGGCGUACUUCACGGCUGAUCUCACGAGCGCGUACGGCAACGUGACGUCGUUCAAGCGUGGUAUUAGGUUGAUCAACGGCCGUAAGCAGGUACUCCUGCAGGACGACAUUAACGCACAAGGCUCGAUCAUGUGGCGUAUGCACACAAACGCGACGGUGGCCGUGUCUGGCACGUCCGCGACGCUCAAGAUCGACGACAAGACGGUGCAAUUGAGCAUCCUGAAUCCCCCAGACGGCGUUACCAUCACCACCGGGCCUGCGCAGCGGUUCGACAACGACCCGCCGCUUCCCCAGGGCCAGGUGGACCAGCCGAACCCGGGCGUGACGGUGGUGAUGAUCAACCUGCCGGCGGGCACGUACAGCCUGCAGGUGCUGUUCAACCCGCAGUGGCCCGGGGCGUCGUCGAGCGACUUUGUGACGCCGCCGUCGGUGCCCAUCGAUCAGUGGACGCUGACGAGCCACAACUGACCUGCGCCUCCCCACCUGGUGCGGAUCACGAUAACUGCAAUGGACCACUACUGUACUACGGUUGCCAGAGAAGGCACUUACACGACGGACUUUCCGCCUGGAGCGUGUAGUAGAGAUCGGACUUGACUAAUGUGAUGAUGUGUGGCGGUAUCAGUAGGUAGUUGAUACUUAGUACUUGCAAUGGACCACUUGGACCCCUCCCCUUAUCUCAUUUGCAGCAUACGUCGGUAGUAAUACGAUACAAGACGUUAUUUUUGUUGAACGAACUAUUCUCGACUCUUUGGCGUGUUUUAUGACAUUUUGUUUGGGACUGUAUCACAUUCACAGUUUUGCUUGACAAUCUACGGCCUUCUUCAAGAUCCAUUUUUUGCAUGGUUCUCUCUACGAUGUUGGUUUGAAGGUGGUUUACGGACGUUGACACUGGCAGUACUGGCAGCUUUUCACAAAGUCGAACACGAUCACGGGACCGUGGCGCGCGUAGUAGAGGCGGCGGCGGCUGGACGGUUGGGCUGACCG
This is a messenger RNA of Dichomitus squalens LYAD-421 SS1, 2941 nucleotides long. RefSeq lists its product as uncharacterized. Lineage: Eukaryota; Fungi; Basidiomycota; Agaricomycetes; Polyporales; Polyporaceae. Bases 134 to 2425 code for a protein of 763 amino acids. The record is from RefSeq and is a predicted model, not a curated record. The transcript is spliced from 4 exons.